Messenger RNA from Alosa alosa (allis shad), 4728 nucleotides. It is a transcript of the gene sv2ba, whose product is annotated as synaptic vesicle glycoprotein 2Ba. The record is from RefSeq and is a predicted model, not a curated record. Bases 843 to 2918 code for a protein of 691 amino acids. NCBI's taxonomy places the organism in Eukaryota, Metazoa, Chordata, Actinopteri, Clupeiformes, Clupeidae. The transcript has 16 exons. Gene Ontology annotation, cellular component: membrane. Gene Ontology annotation, molecular function: transmembrane transporter activity. Gene Ontology annotation, biological process: transmembrane transport; chemical synaptic transmission.
GCAUGGCACAAAAGAGGACAUUGCAGUCUUUGUCCCGUAACAACAGCCGUUUUGUAAGUUGAAGCACUUGCGUCGAGAAAAAGUCUUCUAAAGGGAAGGGGGUGUAGCCACUGGCAAACAGAACUGGCACUGAUCAAAGAGGGAGACAGAAGCAGUUGGCAGUUGUGCGCAAAAAGAAAGAGAGGUGACUUUUUCAUGUUGAGGUUGUAGUGAGGGAGUGAGCAAGGGGAAAGGGGAGUUCCCCUCCUGGUCGACAUUCAGCAGGCCUGCUAUCCAUCUUUAAAGGUCCCGUAAAUAGCAGCGCUGCAGGGACAGGAGAAGGGGGGAUAAGGAGACGCCUAAUCAGAUAUCCCUGUCACUAUGGCAGCACCUGUCAAUCACUCUCCUCGGCGGCCCAUCUCCAGCUCUGUGUUGUGCAGUCGUGCGAUUCCCCCACCGGAGACGAUAAUCCCUCGGGGACAGAGGACGCGCUGACAGGAAAUGAAGGGCAGGGGAGUGAGGAACCACAGCAAAAACUCUGCUCGCUCGCCAGCUUGUGCCAGGGGGAAUGCAAGAUCUGGUUCAGAAUGUGGCCUUGCACAAAAACGCACAAAGGACUGUGAUAAUCUGUGGUCACCCAUGCUAGAACUUCAUCUCAAGCAAGAAAAGCCACAGAAACGCAUCAGCCUCAGCCUCUGAAAAGCACUGAGUGCCCACUGGAGCCUGUACCACCUGCCCGUGCCAGAGAGAGAGAGGAAGCAGAGGCCUGAGAGACUGUAGUGGAUUAUGCUGAUAGAGUCUCGAUCUUAGCGCCACUGUCUGUCCCCCCGCUUCUGACCUGGUCCUCCUGAGCUGAAGUCAACAUGGACGACCCGUACCAGAACAACAUGACCCAGCCGCAGGGCGAGGCCUACCCCAACUACGGCGAGGGCACGGGCCAGGCCGAUGGCUACGGCUACCAGGCGGACUACCCGCAACAGGACGAGGACGCGCGCAGCGAUGCCACCGAGGGCGCCGACGACGACGAGGCCAUGUACGAGGGCGAGUACCAGGGCGUGCCGCACCCGGACGAGAUCAAGGCGGCGCGGCGCGCGGCGAGGGCCGAGGCCCGGCGGAAGGCCAAGGAGGCGGAGCUGGAGGCCGAGGAGGAGCAGCUGCCCGAGCAGUACGAGACCAUCAUGGAGGAGUGCGGCCACGGGCGCUUCCAGUGGCAGCUCUUCACCGUGCUCGGCCUGGCGCUCAUGUCUGACGGCGUCGAGUGCUUCGUGGUAGGCUUCGUGCUGCCCAGCGCCGAGAAGGAUAUGUGCCUAUCCAACGCUGACAAGGGCAUGCUGGGUUUGCUAGUGUACGUUGGGAUGAUGAUUGGCGCUCUGGUGUGGGGAGGCCUGGCCGACAAGCUGGGCCGACGGCAGUGCCUGCUCUACGCACUGACCAUCAACUGCAUCUUCUCCUUCCUCUCCUCUUUCGCACAGGGAUACGGCUUCUUCCUCUUCUUCAGGCUCUGUGCCGGCAUUGGCAUCGGGGGAUCGGUCCCCAUCGUCUACACAUACUUCUCGGAGUUCCUGCAGAUGGACAAGCGUGGGGAGCACCUGAGCUGGCUCUGCAUGUUCUGGAUGUGUGGGGGGCUGUACGCCUCUUUUACAGCCUGGGGCAUCAUCCCACACUACGGCUGGGGGUUUAGCAUGGGCACAGAGUUCCAGUUCCACAGCUGGCGUGUGUUUGUGCUGGUCACCCUCCUGCCCUCUCUGGGAGCCCUUGCUGGCCUGUUCUUCAUGCCUGAGAGCCCACGCUACCUCCUGGAGAAUGCGCGUCAUGACGAGGCCUGGAUGAUCCUCAGAAACAUGCACGACGCCAACUGGAGAGCCAAGGGCGAGCCGGAGAGAGUCUUCACUGUGCAAACGAUCAAGACGCCCCAGACGCAGGACGAUGAGUUCAUUGAGAUCCAGAGCGACACCGGCACGGCCUUCCAGAGGUUCACCGUCAGGCAUGUGACCCUGGUCAAGCAGGUGAUAAAGAACAUUAUGUCCCUGGCGGCUCCUGAGCUGCGUCUGACCGGUCUGUUCUUGGCCAUCAUCUGGUUUACCUUGUCCUUCAGCUACACAGGCCUCUCGGUGUGGUUCCCUGACAUGGUGAAGAUGAUGCAGUUUGAGGAGUAUGAGUCCAAGACCAAAGUGUUCCACCGGGAGAAGGUGGAGAAGUUCCACUUCAACUUCACCCUGGCCAACCAGCUCCACAAGGAGGGGGAGUACAUCCACGACAGGUUUUCCAAUAUUGAGCUGAAAUCAGUUAAGUUUGAGGACUCCCUGUUUGAAAACUGUUAUUUCGAAGACAUCAGAUCUACUGCUACAUACUUUGAGAACUGCACAAUCAAGAACACUGUCUUCUAUAACACUGAUUUGUGGAAGGAAAAGUUUAUUGACUGCAGGAUGGAGAACAACACAUUCCUGCACCCAAAGAAAGGCUGCCACCUAAACUUCCAGGAGGAGAAUGAUAUCCUCAUCUACAUGGUCAGUUUCCUUGGUAGCCUGGCUGUGUUGCCUGGCAACAUCGUAUCAGCACUCUUCAUGGACAAGUUUGGGAGAAUCAAAGUCAUAGGUGCGUCCAUGCUGGCAUCGGCAGGCUGUUCGUUUUUCCUGUUUGUGUGUUUCAACCAGGGCUCGGUCAUCUUCUUCCAGUGCAUCUUCUUUGCGGUCAGUGUGGCCGCAUGGAACGCUGUCGAGGUCAUUACUGUUGAAAUCUUCCCAUCAGCAAAGAGGUGCACAGCGUUCGGGGUGCUGAGCGGCAUUGGCAAGUUCGCGGCCAUCAUCAGCAGUUUCAUCUUCGGGAAAUUUGUGUACAUCACGCGAAUCAUCCCCAUCAUCCUCUCCUUCUGCGCGCUGGUCUGCGGUGGUCUGCUGUCUCAGAAGCUUCCAGAAACUCGGGAGUACAUCCUUCAGUGAAACGCCAAAAAAAUUAAAAACUCCCCAACAUGAAGGCCUAGUUAUGACAAAGUACUGAAUGUCUGUGUGUGUGAGUGCAUGUGUGUGUGUGUGUGUGUGUGUGUGUGUGUGUGUGUGUGUGUGUGUGUGUGUCUGUGUGUGCACGUGUGUGUAUGUGAGUUCUGUUUCAGAAGAAGAAUGCACUGCGAUAUGUGUUAUGGUGCCCAAAACCACCAUCAGUGUCAUCAUUCAAAUGUGUGAUUUUAUGUACUGAAUGCAACAAAGGCUGACCAAGAUCUAAAGAAGUGCUUUGUGUCUUUUGGGCCUUUGAAAUUCAAAGGUGUGUUUGGGUUGGUAGCUCUCAGUAAAGGUCCGAGGUCAUUUUGAAGACAAGGAUCAUACUAUCGUUACUGUUGGGUAAGACAUGAGAAUCAAUAAGAAAGGCCAUGCCUAUCGUGGUAAAAGUUUACUCUUCUAUGAAACCACACUCUUGAUGUAGUUAGGAAACAGGCUAUUGGAACGGAGAACUGCAGACAUUUUAAAAUAGAUUAUAUAUAUUUACAGACCCGUGUAGCUUUCAUGAAGGUCACCCUCCAUUUCUGCCAUCUUCCUUUAACUUUCCCAGAAUGGAACACCACCUUCAUGUCAUGUGUCCCUUUUGACAGUGUAUGCCACUGAUGGAGGACACUUCUUUAUUUCUCUCUCUUUCUUUCUUUGUCAUUUGGUGGGACGCAAGAUCCCAUCACAACUCUGCAAGCCCAUGAAGCUUGUGUAUGUCUAUAAGUGUUCCAGUGGUUCUGCUUUUGUCUUGUAUUUGUUUAUUUGCCGUAGAUUAUUGUACCUCAUAGGAAGACAUUUAACUUUUAGCACAAAUAUUUCUGAUUUUGUAAAUGUGUCUCUUUUUUCUUUCUUUCUUUCUGUCUGUCUUUCUUUCUGUCUGUCUGACUGACUGUCUCUCUGGUCUUCAUUUUUGUUAAAUUCCCAUUUCUGUCUCAUGUAAAAUUCCAAACAAAACCCCAAAGUCAGUAUGUUCACACAGGAAUUUCGUUAUUUCAGUAUCCUGGAGCCGUUUUGGGGCAAACAUGUCUAGCAGGGUGUAGCUGGGGAUGGUUGUGUCUCUUGUUGUAAAUAGACCUGUGAAUCUUAGCUGUAGGCUAGCAAGCAGGUGAGAUGUUUUUUCUAUUAACACAGUUUCUCGACGCAACAUGCAGAAUCAGUCUCUGUCUCUCCAUCCCAAGCUCAUCAAGUGUUUAUACUACAAACACUGAGCCUGACAUGUAUGAAAAUAAUGUUUGACAAUCUGUCUUAUUUAAGCUUUACAUGAGCCAACAGCAACAGCAACUGUUCUUUUUCUCUUUGGCAUGUAAGUGGAGAUGUCUGGGACCUAGGUCUGUCUGUAGUCUGGCCUUAUCGUGGCAAGUAAUAUAUGAAGCAACGCGCUCAGACUUACUGACUUGCUGGUUUUAACUUAACUGGGUGCUGAAUCCCCCUUGUUGCCGAUUAUAACGUAUGAAAGAGAACUGAGAGUGCUGUCCUUGCUUAUCGUGGCAAGGCCAGCAGUUAUGUCCAGAGAAACUCUAUCCAAACAAGACUCAUACAUAGGUCACUCAGUUUAUUUGUGUUUUUUUUUUUUUUUGACCUGCUGUUCAUUUCUACACAAGUUAGGAAUUGUGUGUGUGUACCAAACGUAUGUUUUGAGACAUUAUUUAUUCUUUUUAUAUUUCUUCUUCAAAAUGAGGGUACAAGAGACAAGAACAAGCAACUUUUAUUUUUUUUUGUUUUGUUUUGUUUUGUUUUGUGAUGGUUAAAGAAUAAAAAAAAUCACUAUGUA